ACACCGGAAGUGUGAGUGAUGUCUCGUUAAACAUGAAAACGGAACAUGAAGCUUCGUGUUUCAGAUAUUUAGGGCAAUCGGGUGAAGACACUUUGAGCGGGAACCGAGAAAACCGUUUUUUCCCUGACUAGGCGCGGCGGAAGCAAUUUAUACUUCGGAUUUACUGAUUUACCGACUAGUUUCGCGGCUGGUGUAAUUUUUACGAGGCAAGAAACUCAAGAAAAUCGACGAUUUUGGUUAAAAAGAAGUCACACUGGAGAUUUGCGUUACAGUUCAAAAUGGCUCGUCGUUUCAAUUCAAACAGAUGAAGCGAACCAAGAAGGUCUUUGUGGUGGAAAGCUGUAGAUUUAUAUCACCGUUAAGCUGGAAUUUUGUGGAUGUUUUUUUGGAUAUUUUCCACCAGUAUAGGAAGCAGCUAGCCUUGCAAAUUUCGCGCAAGUGACUUGCAUAUUUCUUUCCAACGGACAAGCCACUGAGGGCGGGAGAUAUGAAUUCUCCGCCGUUUAUCGGUGCGUCCAUUGGGUUAGGGAUUUUAGUUUUCCUCCUUACUCUUGCUAUUGUGGGAAUUGUUUUCCUCCGACGAUAUCUGAAGACGCUGAACGGUCCAAAACCAUCUCGGAAGCUUGGAACCUGCAUCACUUCAAAAGAGCCACCGGGAUUCGUCAUCCCUCCGUACACUUUGAUUACGGAAGAAAGCGAUGGAGGUGAAACUAUGAGUGAAUAUGGUGAAAAUAUUGAAGAGGAUACAGCAAAGCUCUCCCCUCCUUCGUUCAGACGAGCUCUCUCGAUGCCAUCGGGUCCAAUGGGAAAUAAGCAAGGAGUUUCUCGUUGUGAGGAAGGCGAAUCAGGGACAGCAGGGAUUUCAACAAAGGAGUUUCGACCUCAGUAUAGGAGAGCUGUAUCUCAAUUCGUUCCUCAAUCUGUUCAAAUGAAGAGGGAGUCGGCAAGGAAGGUGUCGGCUGCACCAUAUGGAAAGCUGGAACUCUCGUUACAAUUUGUGACUGCCAAAAAUUUGCUGAUCGUUCAGGUGAAUGGCGCUUUUGAUUUGCCUCAAGUGCGUCUAUCCGGGAUCUCCACCCCGUACGUCCGUGUACAUUUGUUACCAGGGCAACGGCACAAGGACACCAGGUCCAACUUCUUGAAUCUUGGAACAAACCGGAUUUGCAUGUUCGAUCAAAUCACUUUAGAAGAAGCACAAAGUUCUACCCUAAAGUUUGUGGUCCUUGACUAUGACAAGUUUUCGCGGAGUGAGUUUAUUGCCGAGGUAAUGUUGUCACUUCUCGAUGUAGACUUGGCAGAAGGAACAACAAUGUCACUCCACUUGAACUCCAAAACAAUCUCUGAGUCAGAUGACCGAGGUUCGUUGACGCUAUCGUUGUGUCAGCAGCCUACGGCUGGUCAUUUACACGUCAUCAUUAUGAAAGCAACUGGACUCCCUCCCCCUAAGUCUGACGCACCUGGAGGCCUUGGUAAAUGGCUUUUUACUUUCAACGUUUCAGCUUAUGAUACUUUCAGUUAUAAAUUUCAUUACACAGUUAAAAAUGGCCUCUCCGCAUGAAGGCCCAGUAUAGUCAAACGAACGUUCGGAAAUCGAACUCAAUGGGACUCAAUCCGUGGACUGAGUUCGAAUGAGUUCGGAAGACGUCAAAAUGUGGUAAGAUCAUCGGUGACACACUCGGCUAUCGCAUCGUGUACCACGUUUUUAUUUGUUCCUUCUACAUUUUGACGUCGUCUGUGAUCAAUUACUGAACACACGUGCGGCAACAUGGAAUCUAUUUGUUAAAUCUACUAUUUCCAGUAUCUAUCAAUACGUUUAAACACUAAGUAGAAAUGUUCUCUUAUGAAUGUACUGAAACCAAGAUCACAUUUAGCCAAUCAUAACGUACCCAGAAAUGGCAAGCAGCCAAUCAGAGCUCACAAUCCAGUUGAACCCUGCAGCCGAUGGAAAGCCUGGGCAAAAAGCGCGGGAAAAGUUGCGAACCCAGGGCUCGGAAAAAACUUAAAUUCUAGCUUGCCCUUCGGACAAGCAGCUCUCAAAUUUUGCUCGCCCUCGGCAAGUCUUAGUUUA
Messenger RNA from Orbicella faveolata, 2068 nucleotides. RefSeq names its product synaptotagmin-7-like. NCBI's taxonomy places the organism in Eukaryota, Metazoa, Cnidaria, Anthozoa, Scleractinia, Merulinidae. Gene Ontology annotation, biological process: calcium-ion regulated exocytosis. The record is from RefSeq and is a predicted model, not a curated record. Gene Ontology annotation, cellular component: exocytic vesicle; plasma membrane. Gene Ontology annotation, molecular function: SNARE binding; phosphatidylserine binding; clathrin binding.